Molecule: messenger RNA, 590 nt
Organism: Trematosphaeria pertusa
Lineage: Eukaryota; Fungi; Ascomycota; Dothideomycetes; Pleosporales; Trematosphaeriaceae
Exons: 1
Coding region: 153-539 (128 amino acids)
Source: RefSeq, a predicted model, not a curated record
AACGAGCACCACGCUCUUUAUACAUCCGGAGCCGCAAAGUCCUUAUUACUCUGCAGUAAUGCCGGCUGCUUUUCCGAAUCGCAUCCAAUGGCAAGAGCAGCAUUUCGGAGGUCGAAUAGAAGGGGUGCAGAGGGGCAUGUGAAAGUUCGCAGAUGGCUUGCGUCUCACGCGCGAGGCGUUCGCAUCUAUGCUCAUGCGGUACGAAGUGUUCACGCCACGUUCCUCAACAAACUCCUAGAGGUUGCAACACUUCCGCUCUCCUGGUUUCCAAUUUCCGCAGUCAUACGAGUCCCAGACGCCUGAGACGCGCUGCACAAUCUUGCACGUUUCGCUUUUCGGCGACCUGCCGUGGAGACCGGCGACCAGCGACACACGACCACACCGUUCCAUUCCAUUCCAUUCCGGCUGAUUUGAUGUCCCAGACCCCGGAAUUCGCCUCGUGCUCACCUGCCACAAAGAGUACGUACCCAACUGUACCCCAGAGCUUCUACGCGCGGCGAUCUCAGCGCAUCUCGAUUGAUUCAUCUGUACAGUACUAGUAUUCCACUGUAUUGUAGAUCAAAUAGCGGGCCCCGGGCCCCCUCCUAAAC